Girardinichthys multiradiatus is the source of this 2583-nucleotide messenger RNA. RefSeq names its product neuropilin and tolloid-like protein 1. Bases 135 to 1919 code for a protein of 594 amino acids. NCBI's taxonomy places the organism in Eukaryota, Metazoa, Chordata, Actinopteri, Cyprinodontiformes, Goodeidae. The transcript has 11 exons. The record is from RefSeq and is a predicted model, not a curated record. Gene Ontology annotation, molecular function: protein binding.
UCUGUUUUGGCGCAUAUGAGCCGAAAAGCGCAACAUCAUGUUUUACCGCGAAGACACAAUUAUGAAGACACGCUCCCGCAACGCCCGACAGUUUAUUGAAGCUAUUUGAGACAGAUCUGCGCAUCUUCGGGGACAUGGUGCACAAACUUCUGCAGCUCAUCGCUGUAGCAGCAAGCCUUAUCCCACCUGAGAUGUGUGGUUCAACAGCAAAAACGAAAAAAAUUCAAGUGAAAAACAAUUCAGGUGUGACCCCUGCUGGGCAGUGUGGAACAUGGGUAAAGGAGCCCAGUGGAGGGUAUUUUACCUCCCCAAAUUAUCCUGAGAAAUACCCACCUGAGAAGGAAUGCAUCUACAUUAUAGAAGCCUUGCCCCGACAGUGCAUUGAUCUGUUCUUUGAUGAGAAGUACUCCAUUGAGCCAUCCUGGGAGUGCCGGUUUGACCACAUUGAAAUACGCGAUGGGCCCUUCGGCUUCUCUCCAAUCAUUGGCCGCUACUGCGGGCAGGAGAGCCCUGCCUAUGUCCGCUCUAGCGGGAGGUACCUUUACAUCAAGUUUGUGGUUGAUGGUGAACUGGAGGCCAUUGGCUUUUCAGCCCGCUAUAACUUCACACAAGAUCCUGAGUUUGAAGAAAUUGGGGAAUUACCAGUUCUACCAGCCUGUGACUUUGAGCUGAGUGGUCCGGAGGGUUUUGUGGAAUCGACGCAGAUAGCCAAAGAGGGCAAGGCACAGCUGACUGAAGCAGUGGACUGCAGGUGGUACAUUAAAGCCCCUCCAAGAGGAAAGAUCUACAUGCGCUUUCUAGAGUAUGAAAUGCACAACUCAAAUGAGUGCAAGCGCAAUUUCGUCGCCAUCUAUGAUGGGAGCAGUGGAGUGGAGCACCUGAAGAACAAGUUUUGCUCCACAGUUGCCAACGAUGUCAUGCUGGUGACCUCUGUAGGUGUGGUGAGGCUCUGGGCGGAUGAGGGGAGCAGGAAGAGCAGAUUUAAGAUCCUGUUUACGACUUUCCAUGAACCUCCAUGUGAAGGAGACACCUUCUUUUGCCACAGCAACAUGUGCAUCAACAACACCCUCGUCUGCAACGGUGUUCAGAACUGUGUUUACCCGUGGGAUGAGAAUCGGUGCAAAGAGAAGAGAAAGGCCAGCAUAUUGGAUACGCUGGACAACACUAACCUCACAAUCAUUGGAAUAACCUGCGGUCUGGUCGUCAUCCUGCUCAUCAUUUCUGUCAUCAUUCAGAUCAAGCAGCCUCGCAAGAAAUAUGUCAUCCGCAGACUUCCAUCUAUCCAAUCCUGCUUCUGCUUGAAACUUGUCAAAAUGUCCAUCCCUGACCACAAAUCUCUGAUAUUGUUCUGCUGGAGCUUGCUCUCCACCUUCUUUCCAGAUGACUUUGAUCCAGCUCUGCUCCACCCUGGUUUUGAGCCCCCACAUUACGAGCUCUGCACCCUGCGCCGUGCCCCUUCUGGUGACUUGACUGAUGCUGCUCUGGCAGAUGACUUUGAGAAGUUCCACAAACUCAGGCGUUCUGAAAGCAAGUGCAUCCGUGACCACCACUGCGGCUCUCAGCAGGGAAGCCUCCAUGGCAGCAUCCAUGGUAGCCGCAGUAACCUGAGCCUGAGGGAUGCUACAAUUGCACCUGAUGGGGGGGCCACCGUACCCCCGAUGUCACCGAUAAUGGUGAAACAGAUGUCUCCUCACCUCUCUCACCACAACACCCUAGCAGGUCGACGGAGCAUCCUGGUGAUGAAGCACAGCUAUUCACAAGAUGGGGCGGAGGUGUACAGGGCGGAGGAUGAGGAGGAUGAUUUGAUGAUGGAUGCUGGUCCCACCACCAGCCUCCACCACUUGCACCACCACCAGAUCCACCACAGCACUUCAGGUUUGGACCACACUGUUCAUCGUACGUUGUCUAAUGACUUCUAAUUUAUUGCAAGUUAGCAAAUCAGGUCAUCUUGCAGUGGUUUGUAUUGAAGUUGAUGGGAGAAAUUUGCACAAAAAAAGUAAAAAUCAGUUUGGGAAUUUUCUUUUGCUUCUCAACAGGGACUAAAAUCCAGGAGUUCUUAAAACUUAAUACAGAUCCUAUUUGAGUGUCUUUUUAAAAUCCAUAUUUGACAUUCAUUGAAUGGAAAUAGCAUACAAUUCAGCUUAUAAAUUCUUUUUAAUUACUAGUUUUAAUAUAUGUUACCCCAAGCAAAAGAAUUAAAUUUAGUAUAAAGUACCACACAGUUUAGGGCACAACUGACAUGAGUAAAAGACGAAAGUGAAGUAUAACACAGAUUAGUGAAAGAUAAAAAUCAUUCUAUUGGAUCCCAGUUCCCUUUAUUGUUCCUGAUACUUCUGCCCUCACACAGUACUGCAAAAUAUGUUUAUCUAAUGGAUGAGUAUAUACAGUCAAUUAUGUAAAUGAAUGAAUGAAUAUAUAAAUGAACGAACGAACGAACGAAUCUGGUGAUUGCAGUUUUUCUUACAUGUUUGGACAUUUUUCCACUACCAAAGCAAAAACAAAUGCUUUAGUAAAUGUUAGAUACUGUGUGUGUUUUCACUCAAUUGUUAAUUUAUUUGAAUAAAUAUUUUUCCCUGAAAGUCA